Molecule: messenger RNA, 2045 nt
Organism: Lotus japonicus
Lineage: Eukaryota; Viridiplantae; Streptophyta; Magnoliopsida; Fabales; Fabaceae
Product: UDP-glycosyltransferase 91A1-like
Molecular function (GO): UDP-glycosyltransferase activity
Source: RefSeq, a predicted model, not a curated record
AUACCAUGCGACCAGGACCCACGCCGAUCAGUAAUAAGUAGUACCCCUCCCCUUUAGCCAAUGCUUGCAUAGAUACAUACUCCAUAGCUAGUUCCCAUUCAACCAUGGAUAGAGAACAAGAAGAAAAGCAGCUUCUCCACAUAGUGAUGUUCCCAUGGCUAGCCUUCGGACACAUCAUCCCAUACCUUGAACUAGCCAAACUCAUAGCUCAAAAGGGUCAUAAAAUCAGCUUCAUAUCCACCCCAAGAAACACACAACGCCUCCCAAAACUCCCACCAAACUUAGCCCCUCUCAUCAAAUUCGUGAACUUGCCACUUCCAAAGCUCAAAAACCUCCCUGAAAACGCAGAGGCCACCACCGACGUCCCAUACGACGUCGUACCGCUUCUGAAGAAGGCCUACGACGCUCUCCAACAACCCUUGACAAUUUUUCUAGAAUCUUCCAACGCUGAUUGGAUCUUGUACGAUUUUGCACCCUUCUGGGUGCCUUCUGUGGCUUCCAAAUUUGGAAUCAGGAGUGUGUUGUUCAGCAUUUUUACUCCGCCGUUUAUGGCAUUCAUGGGACCUCCUGCUUUUCUCAUGCGUGUUGAAGAGCCGGUGAGGAAAGUAGCUGAAGACUUCACGGUUGCUCCGCCGUGGAUUCAUUUUCCGACCACCGUCGCGUUCCGCUAUUUUGAAGUCAUGAGGAACUCGAGCUGCGCUGCUGACAAUGACUCUGGCGCGACGGAUAUAUACCGGAUAGGGGCUAGUGUACAGAACUGCGAUUUCGUGGCGAUUCGAGGCUGCACUGAAUUUGAAAAUGAAUGGUUUCAGGUGCUCGAGAACAUUUACAAGAAGCCAGUUCUCCCUGUUGGCCAACUCCCAAGCACGGAGCAUAAUGAAUGGAACAACGACGACAAUGAAUGCGAAUGGAUAAAGGAUUGGUUAGACAAGCAGGUACGCGGCACAGUGGUGUACGUGGCAUUCGGAAGCGAAGCGAAACCGAGCCAAGACGAGCUCACAGAGAUAGCUAUGGGCUUGGAGAAGUCGAAGCUUCCGUUUUUCUGGGCCCUGAGGCUUCAACGCGGGCCUGCAGACCCAGAGGUGCUGCGGUUACCGGAUGGUUUUGAGGAACGGUCCGGGCGCGGGGUGGUGUGCACCACUUGGGCUCCGCAGGUGAAAAUUUUGGGCCACGAGGCAGUUGGUGGGUUCUUGACUCACUCGGGUUGGACCUCGGUGGUAGAGGCGGUUCAGAACGAGAAGCCGUUGGUUCUGCUUACGUUUCUUGUGGACCAAGGGAUAAAUGCAAGGGUGUUGGAGGAGAAGAAGAUGGGGUACUCAGUGCCAAGAGAUGAUCGAGAUGGAUCGUUCACUAGUGACUCGAUGGCUGACUCGUUGAGGCUGGUCAUGGUUGCGGAAGAAGGAAGGGUUUACAGGGAAAAUAUUAGUGAGAUGAAGGACUUAUUUGUGAAUAGAGAUAAACAAGAAAAGUAUAUUGAGAAUUUGCUCAACUACCUCAAAAGGUUACCAAAAACUUAAUCCCGUAGCUAGUUGUGUUGUUGAUUUUUUUUUUUCAAACAUUGUUAAAUUGGGGUUGUCUAAAGGUUAGUGUAUCAUACCCCGAAUUAUGUAUUGAGAGAAACAUGCCACAUGUCAUGUUCUCAUUAUUUUCGCUUUUACUUAAGGGCGUUGUUCCGUCAUCCAUUUAAAAUUGGAAGGUAUUGUGGAAAAAAAAAAGAAGUUGAGAUUUUGUGUCGUGGUAAGUCAUUACCUUCCAGUGCAAAUUUCAAUUGUUAGUUUUACCUCAGGUUAACACAAUUACGUUUUGGCUCGUUUUACCCUAAGUUAACACAACUACGUUUUGACUCGUAAAUGUUCUCCAGCUCUUGAAACCACUAGGGUUGGAACUCGGAGAAACCUCGUACCAGCACGAUGUCAGAGUUGUUGAUGCAGGCACUGAACUGGUUCAGGUCCGAGACACUUGAGUCGUUUUCAGAGAGUGUGUCUAAUACCUUCAUGAUCUCAAACAUACAAUACACCACGGUGGUUGGGAAAUUAAACAACAAC